Molecule: messenger RNA, 1617 nt
Organism: Penicillium macrosclerotiorum
Lineage: Eukaryota; Fungi; Ascomycota; Eurotiomycetes; Eurotiales; Aspergillaceae
Exons: 4
Coding region: 1-1617 (538 amino acids)
Biological process (GO): transmembrane transport; carbohydrate transport
Cellular component (GO): membrane
Molecular function (GO): carbohydrate:proton symporter activity
Source: RefSeq, a predicted model, not a curated record
AUGUCAGACCAUAAUCUAUCGACGACGUCGCUCUGGCAGAACCGGAAAUGUCUGUCUCUCUGCUGUCUAGUUUCGAUGGCCAAUAUGCAGUACGGAUUUGAUUUGGCCGCAGUGGGCUCGUUGCAGGCCAUGCCGGGCUUUCUCAAGGUCUUUGGCUAUCCAGAUCCUGGAUCGGACACGGGCUAUGCAAUAGACAGUACCGUCCAGCAGUUAAUUACCUCCCUGCUCACCCUUGGCUCCUUUGUUUCCUCCCUCGUGGCUGGCUUCUUCUCCAGCUAUUUCGGCCGCCGGCAUGCGCUCUGGCUCGCCUGCAUCGUCAAUGCCAUCGCCUGCGGUAUCCAGAUCGGCACCACCUCUCCUGGAGUGCUCUACUUUGGUCGUCUGCUGCUCGGCUUCGCUAAUGGCUUCCUCGUGACAUUUUCCAACAUCUAUACGGCGGAGGUUGCGCCAGCACACAUGCGUGGCGUCAUGGUCGCUCUGUUCGCGUACUGGGUCAAUAUCGGGAGCAUCCUCGGCGCAGUCGUCGAUAACAAAACCAAGGAGCGACUUGAUGCCCUUUCCUACCGCAUCCCCUUGGCAUGCCUGUAUAUCGUCCCGACACUGCUCUUUAUCGCGCUAUUCUUCGUUCCCGAGAGUCCACGCUGGCUGCUGCAUCGCGGCCGGGACGAAGCGGCUCGCAAGGCACUGGAGCAGCUGCGUGGCCGCAGUUACGCCACACUCCUGGCGCCCUCGAGUCCCGUCGACAGUGGUGAUGAGCGUUGUAAAGGGGAUAGUGGAAACGCAUUACCAACUCUACUAGAGAUCGAGUGGGCAGAGAUGGUAAAGGGCGUGGAAGAGGAGAAGCGCGAGCAAGGGGAUGUUUCCGCGCUGGAUAUGUUCCGCGGCGCGGACCUCCGCCGGACGAUCUUAUGCUACUGCAUGAUCGGCUGCCAGACAGCGUCGGGCGUGUGGUUCUUGAUCGGCUACCAGACAUACUUCUUUACGGUGUGCGGUAUCACCAAGGCUUUCGAGUACUCUGUGAUGAACACCUGCUUCGGUUUCCUAGGUGUGAAUAUCGGUAUGUAUGCGAUUCGCGCGGUACUGGGUCGGCGCGCGAUUUUAAUGCUCGGCGCCCUAGCCUGUGGCCUGUGUCAGCUGGCCAGCGCUGUGGCGGCGACGGUCAGUCCAAAUACGCUGCCAACGGGCCAGACGCUGGUGGCAUUCACCGCGCUCUUUAUGUUCUUCUACAACGGAUGUGUCGGAGCGGCAAGCUACCCGGUUGCGACAGAGCUGGUGAGCUCGAGGCUGCGGGCGUGGACAGUCGGAACGGCGACAUCACUGGGGUAUUUAUUGGCUUGGCUGGUGAAUUUCUGCACGCCAUAUUUCAUUAAUCCAGAGCACCUGAAUUGGGGCGCGCAGUACGGGUAUAUUUGGUUUGCAUCAAAUAUGUUCUGCGUAGUCUUUUUCUAUUUCUUCAUGCCUGAAAUGAAAGGGCGGUCUCUCGAGGAACUGGACGAGAUCUUUGCGGCUCGAGUACCGGCCCGCAAGUUCGAGUCUUAUCAGACCGUCAUUCGAGAAUUGGCCAGAAUUGACGCAGUCAAUGCAAAGAGUGCUGGUCAACAUAUCGAGAAAAUAUAA